AAGAGGUGGGACUUGGGAUUACGGGAUGGGAUUGAUGGGAUCAACGGGCUUGGACAUCGGGAUACAGGGCAAUCGCCACCGGAGCAAUCAACAACAUGUGCUGGACACGCAGCCGCGGCGGAAUUUUAACAGAACAUGAUGGGGCAGGAACUACGGCGUAUGAGGUGGUUGGUGUUGGUUUCCUUCUUUUAUUGUCUUUUCACAGAUUGGAUAAGUCCUUGUCAUUUUUUGGUCGAUACCUAUCGCACUGGUUGAUUUCCUUUCUUCUUUCCCUCUUCAUCAUACAAAUGAACACAACCAGUGAUCCACACACCGCAGAAUUCAGAUGUGAUCUAUUUGCAACUUGUUGUUGUCGAGCGUGCUUUGUCUGGUGCACAGGGAAAACAAUGAAGGGGAGGAGAUGAGACGCUCAAGAACACCGGAAUCCCAUGUCAAAAGCACGAAGAAUCACCAUGACACCCAGUUUCCCGGCCAAAAUACGACAUCCUCUUCCAUCAAUGCGCAUACAUUUCCAUCCGAACGUCUGCAGCAAAAGUCAGACCACACGAAUCGGAUGGAGAGGAACGGUUAUAAGCGACUCGAUAUCGAACAUGGAUGUGUCAUCUUACGC
Messenger RNA from Neurospora hispaniola, 610 nucleotides. RefSeq lists its product as uncharacterized. The transcript is spliced from 2 exons. NCBI's taxonomy places the organism in Eukaryota, Fungi, Ascomycota, Sordariomycetes, Sordariales, Sordariaceae. The coding region runs from base 96 to 404 and encodes 102 amino acids. The record is from RefSeq and is a predicted model, not a curated record.